Desarmillaria tabescens is the source of this 531-nucleotide messenger RNA. RefSeq lists its product as uncharacterized. The record is from RefSeq and is a predicted model, not a curated record. The coding region runs from base 75 to 311 and encodes 78 amino acids. Gene Ontology annotation, molecular function: phosphatidylserine decarboxylase activity. Lineage: Eukaryota; Fungi; Basidiomycota; Agaricomycetes; Agaricales; Physalacriaceae. Gene Ontology annotation, biological process: phospholipid biosynthetic process. The transcript has a single exon.
CCGUGCUGUACUACGGAUUCAAAUCCUGGGACGACUUCUUCACCAGACAGUUCCAGCCUGGCGUGCGGCCCGUCAUGUACCCAGAGGACAGUUCGAUCGUUAAUAGCGCUUGCGAGUCGACUGCUUACUGUAUCGCUUCCAAUGUCCAAGCCCUCGACAACUUCUGGCUUAAAGGCGAGCCGUACUCGCUUAACCACAUGCUUAACAACGACCCUCUCGCUCCCCAGUUCGUUGGGGGGACCGUUUAUCAGGUUCUCCUGAACUCCAUGAAAUACCACCAAUGGUACAGUCCAGUGAACGGCACGUUGUGAAGACCGUUAUGAUCCCAGAGAUGUAGUAUGCCGAGUCUCCCGCUAUGGGAUUCCUGAACCCUCCCCCCCAGCGCUUCAAAUCGCUCGCAAGGGUUCAUCACCACUAUAGCCACUCACGCACUCAUCUUCUAAUCCCAGCAUCGGCUUCAUGCGGUGGGAAUGGCGGCGUGUGAGAUCACCAUUAGUGAAGGUCAGACGAUCGCAAAGGCCGUCGAGACGG